Messenger RNA from Ostertagia ostertagi, 1494 nucleotides. The record is from the annotation of a GenBank genome assembly. NCBI's taxonomy places the organism in Eukaryota, Metazoa, Nematoda, Chromadorea, Rhabditida, Trichostrongylidae.
AUGCCGUCUCUCACUAACGGGGAUGCUCCAACUUGUGAAGACAGUGACUCAGGGACUUCUCAUAGCUUCCAUUCACAGUCAACGGCGGUUGUUAGUGACAGCGUAACUGAUGACGAUGCGGAAUUUGAAAGAGAAAUGCGCCUCAUGCUCAUGGGGCAUCAUCCUCAAACGAUUUACUCUCGUAAGGUGUUCCUCGGUGGCCUCCCUUCUUACUCUAAUUCAGGGUAUGCCUUCGCAAUUUUCGCUUCUGCCGAUUCUGUAGUCAGUCUAAUCAAUUCGUGUGCGAACUUUAACGGAAAAUAUUCUAUAUCAACACCUGUAUGCGGAAGUCGUCACGCUACUAUUCACAUUCGAGUGUGGUUAAACAGAGAUGCUAAGUACUGCAGUGAAAAUAGUGUGGAUUUUAUGGAUAAUCUCACCAAAAAUGCUGUAUUUGUGGGAGGUCUUCCACGUACGGUAACAGCUAAGGAACUGUUUGACUUCAUGUCACUUGCGUUUGGUGAUGUUAUUAUGACGCAGAUAGAGGUUGAAGUGGAAACAGAUUACCCAAAAGGUGCAGGAUGCGUCGUAUUUCGUGAUCGAGAUUCUUUUCUUGUUGCCAUCGCCCGUCGUUUCAUUUCUUUCAAAGUGACGGACUGUUAUAAAAAGGUUGAGUUGAAACCUUACUUGAUGCGACUUACGCAGUGCGACAUCUGUCAAAAAACGAGGGCACGAAAUUUUUGUCCGCAACUGCGUUGUCUUAAGUACAUGUGUGAGCCGUGCUGGCAACGAGCGCACAUGGACUUGGAUAAUCUUAGUGGACACCUUCCCAUGGUUCGUUCGCCGCCGAUACGUACUCGUUUUUCAACGAACAAUGCUUCCAUUCCUUGCAAUAAUCAUAAAAUACAUGAUGGGAUAUCAGGACGAGCACAGAAUAAGGUGAUGGAAGUUAGCGAAAAGGCUGAAGCUAAUGCCCGCAAUUUAUAUCGAUUUUUGAACUCUCUUCCGAUUACGCCGAUGCCAUCACUUGAAUGUGAUAGUGAACCAUCCAGAGAUUGGAACACCGAUUGUGGCCUUUUCGACGGUCGUGGACCACCUCCACAUUAUGGCUCUCGUCUCGUCACAAAUACGGUCCAGCCGUCUGCACGUCGAUGUAAUUUCAAGAAGACUGGUUCUGAAUCAUACUCUCGUCAAAACUCUCAUCUUCCCAAUCAACGUUGGAAUGGAGGUUCCGAGAACACGGUUGAGUUCUAUUCAACUGCGUUGGCAGCAGGUGGUCACUCGUGGUCAGAUCGCAUUUCAGCAUUCGCCGAUACGACAUACUCAAGACCUGUAGUAAUGUCACAUUUGAAUCAUUUUGUCCGUGCUCGUACGUCGUUCUCUCCUACUAUUCGCCGUCCAAACCGCCGUCCAUGUAACACUCAGGCACAUAAGCCCACCAACAUUACUAACAACGCAAACAAGGAUUUAAGUGACAAUGUUGCCCUUUUAGUUUCUCAGUUCCAGCUUUUUUAA